Molecule: messenger RNA, 1786 nt
Organism: Wasmannia auropunctata (little fire ant)
Lineage: Eukaryota; Metazoa; Arthropoda; Insecta; Hymenoptera; Formicidae
Gene: Arl6IP1
Product: ADP-ribosylation factor-like protein 6-interacting protein 1
Exons: 5
Coding region: 336-920 (194 amino acids)
Source: RefSeq, a predicted model, not a curated record
AUAUCGAGUCCAUCGCCACCAACCCAACGCCGCGCACGGCGCCUCACGGCUGUCCUCCACCUUGAUUUGUGUGCGUGUUUUUUUUUCAACUCGAAAGCGCGAGCGGUUUGUCGGCGUUUGCUCGUGCAAACUGAUUCCACCUAUUUUUCGACAAGAUUCCAGACCGUAGCUCGAGAUGACGGUACGUGGUGGAUAAAUACGGGACUACGUGACACGGAAUCGCCCAGUGGAACGACUCUUUUGUUACUAUUGACUCCUACGCGUGUCGUACAUCUUCCCUCUCCGCUGCUGUGAAGCGAAUUAAAAACGCUGCUUUUAUCACGAAUCUUCGCGCGAUGACGGACGACGGGACGGUCGAGAAGGAAAAACACAUGAAGCAAUUGAAACGAAGGAUGGAGUGCUGGCGGGAGAUAAUCUUGCCUUUGAAUUCCAUUCUUUUGUGGGAAUGCAGAUGGCAUCCUGUGCUGAUUAUUGGAUUUGUAAAUGUGAUAUUCAGCACAAUAUGGAUUCUAGAACCAGCUCUAUUGACGAUGAUAUCUGUUUGUCUGUUGGUAUUUGCUCUGGUUGAUUAUCUUGUGCCGAUUUUGACUUCAGUUUUAUGCAACGCACAGAGUUGGACAGGGCAGAAGGAGAAGAAAUUGAUUGAGAUUUGUCAAAAUCUCUCUUCCACCAUAUUGCAAAUGCAAUGUGCAUGGACGUCUAUCUCGAAAAUUCGACACGAUCGUCCUAAUAUUUAUUACAGCGCAACAAUCCUCUUUCUCAUUCUCUUCGCAUGGCUCGGUAGCACGAUCAAUAAUUUGCUUCUGCUUUACACCAUAGUGCUUACGGUUCUUCUCAUGCCAGGACUCAGACACAAAGGACGGGCGCGUUUGGCUCUGAAACAUUUAUAUGACCACUUAAUUCGACGUCAUUUAUCAUAAUCGUUGUGUAUGUAUUUCGUGCCCACCGAAACUUUUCAUUCUACAUACCUUCAACUCCUGAUCUACAAUAAUAUAGUAAGCGUUAAGUCAUAUGAAAUAGUUCAAUCAUAGUAGAUUAUUUUCCCCACAUGAGAACAUUUGUCUGUAUUCAAUCAAUUUCUAAUGGUUUUAAACUUACGACGUUUAUUGUAGAUUGGGGCUAAUCCAUGCUCUCUCAAUAUAAAUUUUCCAUAAUUCUAUAAUACGAUUUAGAUGUAUAUUCGUGUAAUACGCGUAUAUAUUUACGCGCAACUUCGUUAUAAGAAAAGUAGUCAGCCUUUGCUUCUAAUGAUAUAAAAUGUAUAGUCGGCUAAGAAAAAAAGAUACAAUUAUACUUUAUUUAUCGAGUGAUAUUUAAUAUCAUAUUUGUCAAUGUGAUUUUGUAUCUUACAUGAGUAUUAAUUAAUUAUAACCGUAAGUCUGCGUAGAGACACUUUCAAGGAUUAAUAAAACUAUUUCGUCUUUCAUCAAUCUUAGUUUAUACUGCUUUACUUAAAAUUGUGUACAUAGCAUUUUACUUUUAGAAAUAUAAUUAUUUCUUUAAUUUAUCUUUAUUCUCCUUAAUUGUACAUAAAAUGGCUGUUUUCCAGCUAGAACACGGUGACAUUACACUGUGUUCCACUGCGUAAGAUACUUAAGUGUAAGAAUUAGUCUGGCUGUAUAUCGUGGCUCGUAUAAUACUUAGUUUUUUACAAUAUCGAGUAAUGUAACACUGUCACAGUAGGAUAUUAAUAUUUUGUGUUGGACACAAUGUUAUGCUAUGUCAUCUGUCUUGUUGGAAAAUGGUCAUGUAAUUGUCCUCUAAAUAAACAUUUUUUCUAAUAAAA